AAUUAAAACUUUAUAUAUAAAGGAGACAUCGAUUUUCAAAAAGUGUAUAUUUGUUUCAAGAGCAUAAGGACACACAUUAUUUAUCAUGGGGAAGUUUCUGGUUGCUGAACGGUUAUUUCUUGGAUUAACUAAUGCAGUCUUUUUGUUAGUUGGAGCAGCAUUGACAAUUUUCGGAUUUCUCAUUCAAUUUGUAGACGUGUUUAGCAGUUAUUACUCGAACACAAUAUGUAGUUUAGAGACAUCUUUGUCCGGGGCUGGAUUUUCAACUCGUACUUUAGACUUCAGUCUGUCAGAAUUUGCCGGCUACUUGCCAUUGGCUUUAAUGGUCAGUGGAGUGUUGAUAUGCAUUAUAUCGUUCCUUGGAAUUUUGGGUGCUACAAGAGAAAUAACGUGGGUUCUCCUGACCUAUGGUGUGAUACUUAUUGUAUUGAUGAUAACACAGAUUGUUACCUUAACUAUCUUCUACUAUAAACCAGAACUGUUCACAGAUCCAAUUAAAGAUGCCCUGAAGUCAAAGAUAAAAUCAGAUUAUAAAGGACUUAAUGGAACCAAUUCUGUAUCUAUUGGUUGGAAUUUCGCUCAUCAAAAGUUUUCUUGCUGUGGCGUCGACAGCUACCAUGAUUUCAUGGGAGCCACGAAAUGGGUGCGUGAAUAUACAGACAUGAACGUCGUCCUAGCAACACCAAUCAGCUGUUGUAGAAGCUUACCAACAUCAAAAGACUUUACCUGCGCCAGAAUUCCACUGUCAGGCAAAACCAAUAACUUCUACAAGGGCUGUUUUGAUGAGAUGUGGAAUAUGGUAGUAGGCAAUCUUGCAGUAACAGUACCUAUUCUAUCUAUCUGUUUAUUAAUACAGAUAAUAUUCACCAUAACAACUAUAGCUAUACUUUAUGCAAAUAAUAAUAAUAACGAUAUGAAAGAAGAAUAUAAGAAAUUCAAGCCAAGGAGUGAUGACAGUUUCUUAGAUAUUUCUACAUGGAAAACUAAAUUGUAAAUGACAAUUAGAGACUUAAGAUUUGUUUACUCUUACAAAUACAUGUAUAUGUUACACAUGUGGUUUUUUGUUUUAAUAGUGUUUAAUAAAUUGAAAUACGCUUAU
This is a messenger RNA of Mytilus californianus (California mussel), 1099 nucleotides long. Its product is annotated as tetraspanin-21-like. Gene Ontology annotation, cellular component: membrane. The transcript has 6 exons. NCBI's taxonomy places the organism in Eukaryota, Metazoa, Mollusca, Bivalvia, Mytilida, Mytilidae. Bases 86 to 994 code for a protein of 302 amino acids. The record is from RefSeq and is a predicted model, not a curated record.